Molecule: messenger RNA, 4021 nt
Organism: Sinocyclocheilus rhinocerous
Lineage: Eukaryota; Metazoa; Chordata; Actinopteri; Cypriniformes; Cyprinidae
Product: pleckstrin homology domain-containing family A member 6-like
Exons: 27
Coding region: 340-3948 (1202 amino acids)
Source: RefSeq, a predicted model, not a curated record
GAGCGAGAGAGGGAGUGAGAGCGAAGGAGAGAGAGAAUGCCACUGUGCUUAAAUCCAGCUGGCUGCCUCCCUGGGAAUGUAAUCCAUAUGUGAGCGCGAGUUCAGCUGCAGGAAAAAGAAAAGAUAUUACCCGCAAAGAAGCGAUUGUUUCUGCUUUUCUUGUUUAAAUUCCACUCAUUCUGGCCCCUGGACCCUGGCUCUGGUUCAACAGUCGACACAAAAAGAGAGGUAUAGCGUGGAGAAGGACAAAGUGAGAGUUGAGAGAAAGUUGGAGAGGAUAAAAACGAAGGCGAAAGGAGCAGUAGAGAACAAUAUACCGAUUAGGGAUCCGAUAGAAGAAUGAAAGAGGACACGCCGGAGAAAGGCGUAGUGAGUCAAAAUGACCCUAAUGGAACAGCUGGACACCAGCAAGUGAUCCAGACACACCUUGAAGAGAACGGACCUUUGAAACCCUUGCUGAGAUCUGAUUCGGAAAUGAACGGCAAGGCGGGUGGCAGGAGGCCCGUGAACAAAGUCAGUGAAGCAAACAGCAAUGCCAACAAUCUCAGCAUUGUUUCUGAGAUGCCCCCAGACUCCCAGAACUGCACACGGGGCACGCGCACACCCACACCCAAGCGAGCCGCCAUGUUUGGGAAGCGCUCCAACUCCAUGCGACGCAACCCCAAUGCUGAGGUGGCCCGGCAGGGUUGGCUUCACAAACAGGCAAGCAGUGGUAUGAAACAGUGGAACAAGCGCUGGUUCGUGCUGACAGAUCGAUCUCUUUUCUACUAUAAAGACGAGAAGGAAGAAGUAGUCUUGGGCAGCCUUCCUCUUCUCAGCUUCAAGAUUGGAGCACUCCAGGCAUCGGAUAACAUCAGCCGCAAGUUUGCGUUGAAGGUGUGGUGCGAAAGCAACGAAGAGGAGGAGGAGGAGGAAGAGGAAAGUGAGGAUUUAAAGGGCAGUAUUGCGUUCUGUUUGCAGGUUGAGCACACAGGAACUCGUACAUACUACUUCAGUGCAGACAGCCAGAAGGAGCAGGAGGAGUGGAUCCAAGCCAUGAGUGAGGCUGCCAGGGUCCACAUCCCAGCCACAUCCAGAAAUAAAUCUGAUCCCGUCCCUGCAGCAGAUGAAAACGACAUGGUAGCCAAACGUCUCGAGCCCAACUCUCAUGCAGAGAACGGCCAGAGGCCAGAUGUCCACGAGCCUGUCAAACACGAGCUUAACGGUGUAGAAACCAGAGACACCACGCCCAGCACCCCAGUGACCCCAGUUACCCCUAAUAUAGGAGGCAGGAUGGGGGAGAAAGGAGUCCUGGCACCCCAUCACCCCAACGGCUGGGGUAGCUAUGGUCCUCCCAACGGUUCAAGAUACCAGUCCCAAGAGAAUGUGAGGGACAUGCGUGAGCCGCAUGAGGAGAAUGUGGUGAUGCGGAGAGGCUUUGUGCCCAGGACGGCACCAGAGAGACUCGCCCAGAGGAAGACCUCCAUGACGCAGCUGCAGCAGUGGGUCAGCCAGCGGCGGGCCAUGGUGCCUCAAGACGACGGCCGCAGUCCAUCCAGGUACUACACAGUAAACCGAGCUAUGUCAGCAGACUAUUACGGUGUGUAUAACGGCCCUCCAUAUGUAGAUGACUAUCCCCUCUACCCACCUGGUGUGCGACCUGAGAGCAUCUGCUCCAUGUCGGCUGCAUACAACCGACCGCCUCCUCGCUGGACCAUGGAAGAGAGAAGGCGGUCAUUGCGAGAUGGACCCUUAUAUGGUCAACCUCGGGACCCUCAGUGGAUGAUGGGACCCCAGGGUCCUGCCUAUUACUCCCAGUUGGACUCAGCGCAGAACUCUAUGAGACGGCUUUCCAUACAGCCCCGCUCGCGGUCGGCCCCUCGUUCACCCUCCUCUUCAUCGGGAGGACCCUACUCUCCACACAGCUUCGCCUCACCUGCCCGAUCGCCCAGUGUCAGGUUUGAUCGGGGACCUGGCCGACUCAGAGAGGAGGGAAUAUAUGCUGACCCCUCAGUCUACGGGCUCCGCAGGUCACUGAGCUCACCUAAGUAUGAUUUCCCUGGAGAUAGACGCUCCUACAGCCAAGGAAUGCACCACUACAACUACCCAGCAUCCCCUUCGCUCCAUAGUAAAAUGGAGGACAUUUUAGACGUGCAGCUUCAGAGGAACCUGGAGUACCUAGAUCAGCAGAUGACAGAUGGUGAUCACCUAAUCGGCAUGGUAACCAGAAUGGUUGAGCGUUCCUCUCCUCGAGCAAAACUAUUCUCACAAGUGCCUCCAUUCCAUGAUGUGUACGGUGAUCUACAUCCCACGCUGAAGCUUAAUGAGAUUGAGACCAGUAAACUACUGGGCCGCUUGUGUGAGCAGAAUCGACUUGUGAAAGAGCAGGAGGCUGUAGUUCAUCGUUUGCGAAUGGAAAAGGACAGUCUAGAGGGGGUGCUGGUGGCCACACAUCAGGAGAUGGAGCUGUACAGGAGCCAGCCGCUGGCCAUGGAGAAACUUCAGCUGAAGAAGGAGAGUCUACAAAACAAGCUGAUUAACAUCAGAGGAGAGCUGUCUCAGGCCUCCAGUGCCCUGACCACCACCCGUAUGGAGUUCGAAGCACUAGAGGAUGAAGUAAACAGCAUCCAUGGUGACCUGUGGGAACAGCUGAACGCUGGAGGGCAGAGUGAGCUGGUACACGGGCACAUUCAGAGGGAGUUCUGGAGGGUUCAGGAUGUUUUGGAGGGGCUGCACAAGAACAACCCGUCUCGUGGCACGGACACGGCUAAGCACAGAGUAGCCAGUGGAGCAUCCGGCUCUUUCAGCACAAACAGUCCUGCGAGUCCCUUGAGUUCAGUGAGUCUGACGAGUCCUCUCAGCCCCUUCUCUCCUGUCCCUGGCUCUCAGGCCUCUCCCACUAAACAGCUGGCCACAGAGGAGGUUGGUCCUCCACGACCUCCACUUCCUAAAUCUUACCAGCCCCUGGAAUCCUCCCAGUCCUUUCCCCCCUCUGUUCCUCCCCUACCCUUAGACAGCAAUGCCUGGCUGCGCAGCAUGGGCCCCCAUUCAGGCAUCCAUCAGGAAGGCUACAAGGACAACGAAGAAUUCCGCAGCAGAAAGCACAACUACAACUCACAAGGAGAAAAGAUCAACGACUUUGAUGCAGAAUCCAACCAGAAUAAAGUUGGAAUUGUUCCACCCAGGACCAAGUCGUCUUCACAAGACAAGAACAAUUCUGAUGGCGUCCAACGAAGAAAUGGGAAGGUGUCCAAUGGUCACAUUUCCAGAGAGAGGCCAAAGAGUGCGGUGUUCCCCGCAGAGGUAAAGUCUAAAAUGAGUGUGGAGGAACAGAAUGAGAGGAUACGAAGAAACCAGAGCAGCUCCGUCAGAGACAAGAGGCGCAGCCUCAACCUCUCCAGCAAUCAGAACAUUGAUGGCUACAAAUCUUCUACUAACUACAGAGUGGUGCGGAGGAGAGUAACAACUGAUGAGGUGGAUAUUAAGGAUCUUGAGGCGGCCGUGAGGGGAGAAGGUGUGGAGUCACCCAGGCAGGAAAUUGCUCGUUUGCGACGACAGGUGGAACCAGAACACUAUGACCUGGAUCUCAACAAAGAGCUGUCCAUGCCGGAUAAAGUCCUGAUCCCUGAGCGAUACUUGGACAUUGAACCCAGUACACCACUCAGCCCAGAAGAGCUGCGGGAGAAACAGAAGAAAGUUGAAAGAAUCAAGACACUGAUUGCCAAAUCAAACCUGCAAAAUGUGGUGCCGGUGUUGGACGGGCCAGUGGAGGGAACCAGUAACCCAGAGCAGCAGCUUCAGGAGCAGGAGAAACGCAUCGAGAUUUCCUGUGCUCUGGCUGCCGAGGCCUCCCGCCGUAGCCGGCUGCUCUCCGCCCAGUGCGUCCCCAGUCCCCCUGCCUCCCCAACCAGCCUGGUCCCUCCCCCUUCUGCUGACUACUCUGACUCCUCCCACAUCAUGAAGGUGUGAAGCUCAAGCUCUUGCAGCUGUCAAAUUUGACGAUGAACCCUUCUGAGUGUCCAGCAGACAAAGAAAAGACGGG